Molecule: messenger RNA, 1674 nt
Organism: Kwoniella mangroviensis CBS 8507
Lineage: Eukaryota; Fungi; Basidiomycota; Tremellomycetes; Tremellales; Cryptococcaceae
Exons: 4
Coding region: 1-1674 (557 amino acids)
Biological process (GO): basic amino acid transport; transmembrane transport
Cellular component (GO): plasma membrane; fungal-type vacuole membrane
Molecular function (GO): basic amino acid transmembrane transporter activity
Source: RefSeq, a predicted model, not a curated record
AUGAGUCCAGCCUCUUCGACGGCCAAUGAACAGGUACCCGACGAGCGGACAUCCCUUAUACCCAAUCCCCCUUCGAAGAAGCACCACAAUAUCGCUGGCUUAUCUGCACUUCGUUUCAGAUUGAUAUGCUUCUCACUCUGGUGCGGUACUUUUCUGGUCGCCUUCGACUCGACCUUGGUCUCAACGCUGUUAUCAGACAUCGGAUCGCAUUUCGAGUCGGCAACGCAAGUGUCAUGGCUGGGCACUUCUUACCUCCUGACCGUCUGCUGCUUCACACCGAUAUACGGGAGACUCUCCGACUUGAUCGGUAGGAGGAAUGCCCACCUCACAGCCAUGUUUUUCUUCACGCUUGGCACUCUAUUUUGCGGGUUCGCUCCGACCAUGAACAGCCUCAUCGCUGCUAGGGCCAUAGCAGGUAUAGGGGGAGGUGGAGUAGGAAGUGUCAGUGCAAUUUUAAUGACUGACCUGGUGGAUCUGAGACAUCGAGGCAUUUAUCAGGGCUACGUCAAUAUCCUAUUUGGCGUAGGCGCAGCUCUAGGUGGGCCCGUCGGAGGAUGGAUAUCAGAUCAUUUCGGCUGGCGAGCCGCUUUCUUCGCCCAAGUGCCCUUCCUUCUCAUAGCAGCUUUGUUCAUAUACACGUUUGUCAAUACUCCCAAUCUCUCGCAUCAAGAUACAGCCGAAUCACCUAAUUGGCGACAACAGCUUGGUCGUAUCGACUGGCUGGGAUCUCUGACUUUGGCUUUAGCAGUGGCAUCUCUACUCCUGUCAAUGUCCAUCAAGACGUCUACAACGAAACCUGACGGAACGGAUUACAAACUCUCAGAUCCAUUGAUAUGGGGACUACUCGUGGCAUCAGCCAUUUGCACAAUAGCAUUCGUACUAGUCGAGAAAUACUAUUCACCCGAACCGAUCUUACCUUUAAAACUAUUAACUCGUCGUACCCCAUUAGCGAUCGCCAUCUCAUCAUUCACCAUGGUUUCAGGACAAUAUUCGAUUUUAUACAAUUUGCCGUUAUUUUUCACCAUUGUUCAAAAUAAAUCGUCUUCCAAUGCUGGUGCUCACCUCUUGCCAAAUUCGAUAUUGAUCGGCGUAGGAUCGUUAUUUGUCGGAUGGAGGAUGAGACAUACAGGCAAAUAUUGGUUUUUGGGUAUAGGAUGUUCGAGUUUGAUGGUUUUAAGUUCGAUCGGGAUGUUAGCCUGGAAGAAGGAUUCACCAGAUUGGUUGACCUGGCUCGCUCAGGCUCCAGGAGGGUUUGGGUAUGCUGGUGUGUUGACGACGAGUCUGGUGGCGCUCAUGACUCAUAUAACGAGGAGGGAUAGGAGUGAGACCGCUGUGGCUACUAGUAUGUCAUACCUCUUUAGAACGGUCGGUCAAGUAUUGGGUGUAGCUAUUAGUGCAGCUAUCGUUCAAUUCGUCGUUCAGAGGGAUCUGGACAGAAAUAUAAAAGGACCCGAUGCUUCCGAGAUCAUAUAUCAAAUCCGACAUUCCACCUCAUCGAUACCUCAACUUUCGCCGGCUAACCGAGACAUCGCCGUGGGAGCAUACGAACAUGGAUUACAUCUAGUGUUCAUCUUCAACCUCGUCGUCAGCGUUCUGACUGUCUUGGCAUUGGCGAUCGUACAUGAAGAGGAAAUGGUGCUGAGUCCACAGCAGACGGCUGAUGAAGAAGAUUGA